Molecule: messenger RNA, 2146 nt
Organism: Dicentrarchus labrax (European seabass)
Lineage: Eukaryota; Metazoa; Chordata; Actinopteri; Moronidae
Gene: yipf3
Product: Yip1 domain family, member 3
Exons: 9
Coding region: 193-1857 (554 amino acids)
Cellular component (GO): Golgi apparatus
Source: RefSeq, a predicted model, not a curated record
GUUGACGUCACCACGUUCAGUGCGUGCAGCGGAAGCGGGAGGCGGAGUCAGUGUCCGCUGUCAGUAAUGUAGAUUUUAGAGAGUAAAUCCUCAAAUUUAUAACAUUAAGUGUGCAGAUUAAAGUCUGUCCGUCCGCUGAGAGACACUCACACACUCACUGCGACCCGGAGACAACACUGCCGCCGCGGGAAAAUGUCUGCGGGCUCCGGGAACAGAAACACGAACACGGAACCGUGGGGGAGCUUCGAUGAGCACCUCAUCCAGGGCAGUGGCUCGGCGGUUGUCGACAUGGAGAACAUGGACGACACGUCGGGCUCGAGCUUUGAGGACAUGGGCGAGAUGCACCAGAGGAUGAAGGAGGAGGAGGAGGUGGCGGCGGAGGCGGCUGCUACUGAGGAUGACAGCACCGAGGACGGAGAGUUCCUGGGAAUGAAGGGGUUAAAGGGUCAGUUGGGCCGACAGGUGGCUGACGAGGUGUGGCAGGCGGGGAAGCGUCAGGCCUCUAAAGCCUUCAACCUGUACGCCAACAUCGACAUCCUGAGGCCGUACUUUGACGUGGAGCCGGUGCAGGUCCGCAGCAGGCUCAUUGAGUCGAUGAUACCUGUCCGCAUGAUCAACUUCCCCCAGAAGAUCGCAGGUGAGCUGUACGGUCCUCUGAUGCUGGUCUUCACUCUGGUGGCCAUCCUGCUGCACGGCAUGAAGACGUCAGGAACCGUCAUUAGGGAGGGGACUCUGAUGGGAACAGCCAUAGGAACCUGUUUCGGUUACUGGCUCGGUGUUUCCUCCUUCAUCUACUUCCUGGCGUACCUGGUCAACGCUCAGAUCACCAUGCUGCAGACGCUGUCCCUGCUGGUCAGACACAGUACUGCAUCUACACACUGUACCUACACACUGUACACACUGUACCUACACACUGUACCUACACACUGCAUCUACACACUGUACCUACACACUGCAUCUACACACUGUACCUACACACUGCAUCUACACACUGUACCUACACACUGUACACACUGUACCUACACACUGCAUCUACACACUGCAUCUACACACUGUACCUACACACUGCAUCUACACACUGCAUCUACACACUGUACCUACACACUGCAUCUACACACUGUACCUACACACUGCAUCUACACACUGCAUCUACACACUGUACCUACACACUGUACACACUGUACCUACACACUGUACCUACACACUGCAUCUACACACUGUACCUACACACUGCAUCUACACACUGUACCUACACACUGUACCUACACACUGCAUCUACACACUGUACCUACACACUGCAUCUACACACUGCAUCUACACACUGUACCUACACACUGUACCUACACACUGCAUCUACACACUGCAUCUACACACUGUACCUACACACUGUACCUACACACUGUACCUACACACUGUACCUACACACUGUACCUACACACUGUACACACUGUACCUACACACUGCAUCUACACACUGCAUCUACACACUGUACACACUGUAGUGCACACAAUAUGGCCGCUGUGUGACACCACUUCCUGUCUCCUGUUUCCAGGGUUACGGUCUGUUCGGUCACUGCGUGGUCCUCCUCAUCACCUACAACAUCCACUUCCACUUCCUGUUCUACGUCCUCUGGUUGCUGCUCGGAGGACUGUCCACUCUGCGCAUGGUGGCGGCCCUGCUGUCUCGUACGGUGGGACAGACUCCUCGUCUGUUGCUGUGUGGGACGCUGACUCUGCUGCACAUGCUCUUCCUGCUCUACCUGCACUUCGCCUACCACAAGAUCGUAGAAGGGCUGCUGGACUCUCUGGAAGGACCCAACAUGGCUCCCAUGCAGCGGGUGGCCAGAGACGUGCCUGAACUGACAGUGAACGCCACGGCGAGGAGCCUGGGGGUGCUGCUGAGGGCCCACUGAGGGGCCCACUGAGGGGCCACUGGGGGGCCACUGAGGGGCCACUGAGGGGCCACUGAGGGGCCACUGGGGGGCCCACUGAGGGGGAAUAACAUCUCUUCCUGUCUGAACCUUCAUGUUAAAGUUGAACUCUUGGUGUCUGUAAUAUUUAGUUUGGGGCUUUUAAUGAAUUGUUUCCAUGUUCAGAUGUAUUUAUAGUUUCUGUACAGAGACUCAAUAAACUGUAUGUAAUGUUAA